GAGGAGGUGGUGGUGGUGAUGGUGGAGGAGGAGGAGCAACAGGAGGAAGGAGAAAGGAUGGCGGAGGAGGUGGAGAUGAUCAGCAAGGCGGGGGAGGAGUUGGGACGGCCUAGGACACCGACGCCGAACCAACGGUCUUCGACACAGCAGCGCGCGCCGCUGCUCGAGAUUGACCCUGCGGCGACGAGAUCACCAAUGAGGUCGAGCAGGAACACGCGUCCGGGUACUGCGGGGGGGCCUCCACCUACUUCAGGGGCGCAGCCGCCGACAAACAGGAAGCCAUCGAUUAGGACGGAGGAUUUUAUCAAUGAGGCGAACAAGAUUAUGGCCAUGAUUCGGAGCAAGGCCGGGUUGGCGAGCGGGCUGGCGAGCUUGGAGGAGUCGGAGGGGGAGAAUGCGCAGGCGGUUAUGGACGGGGAGAGUUCUUAUGCUUCGAGCAAGGAGCCUUUUUCGCGACCGCCGAGCCGGGAGGGGAGGCCGCCGUUGUCGAGGAGGCCGACGAAGCAGGAGGAUCCGGAACUGGCGGAGAGGUUGAAGAAGUAUGAGGAGGGGAGCGAGAUGGGGGAUGUUAUUGCUAGCUCGGUGAGGUCGAGGGAUUUGAGCUUGGAGGCGUUACGGGCGGCGAGGGAGAGGGAGGAGAUGGAGGAGAGGGCGAGUCAGAUCAAGGCUUCGUAUGGGAGUGCUAAUGCUGGAAUGACGAGGACGUCGCUGUUUGAUAAUGAUGACGGGGGGGUUAUUAGCGACCCGCCGAAUUUGAGAAUCUCGAGGAAUCCCGAGUGGCAGGAGGGGGAUGUUUUUACGGAUGAGGGGCCGGCUUCGUACGGGACUAGCAAUCCUGGGUCUGUUGGGACGAAUUCUACCUAUGCCACUCAGUCGUCAAGAGGGUCUUCGAGGGGUUCGGAGGCGAGGAAGACGAUUGCGCCGGAGAGUGUCCUGCAUUUGAUUCCGGACAGGGUGGGGAAUAUGGUGUUGGAUAGGCAACGGAAUGUGUGGAUCAAAAAGAGACCAUCACCAACGCCGGCACCACCGCCUGUGGUUCUUCAGGGAAGGAGGUCAAGGGCUAAUUCGGCGAGGUCAAACUUUCUGCCGUCGGAGGCGAGCGAGGAUGAUCCUUUUGCUGGGAUACCAGAUUUGUCGGUUGAUAUCACGAUGGAGAUGCAGAACCUGGCGCUGGCGACGGGCAGGAAGGAGAGCGGUUCGGAUACAAUGUUCAACCAAGGGUCUACGACGCCAGAGAGCCCAAAGAGGGGCCCUUCGGCGGAUGUCAGUAGUCUGAGUGGUGCUAGUAUUGCGACUGCCACUGCGGCCUUGAGGCUGAGCAUGGGUAAUGGGGAGACCCCGAGUCGCGGGCCGAGGUCGACUAUCUCUCUCCAGACAAAUCUUGCGAAUCUCAAGACGCCGACGAGAGGGGAGGCAAAGAUUAGUUUGAGUGAGGACUUGGCUGCUCUCAAGGAGCGUAGGAGGUUGACGAUCAGCUUCUCUUCGCCCAUUGCAGAGGUUAUCCAGGAUUUGUCGGGUGGUGAGGAUGAGUUUGAGUGGGAAGAAUCCGGGGUUAUUGAGCAGGUUGCUGAAGAUAUUGCCAAGGAUGUUGCUCUGGAUCAGCUGAAACGGGGUAGGAAAACCGUUUCUAUCCAGGCGACUCCCAGGAGGCGGACGUCAAGGUCGAGAAGCACUUCGAGAGGUCCGCCGAGGCACCUUUCGUUCCGGGGCCAGACCCUUAUGGCGAGGCCGGUGUCGAGGAUUGAUGAGCACGAGGAGGAAUCUGCGCAGGCCCAGGCCCAGGGCGGUUCUAACGGUGCGUCUGGGAUGGAGCUCAGCAUUGUGCCGGAGAACAGCGUUGUUGCUCAUGAGGGUGAUGAACGGCACGGCAGUGUCAGUAUUGUCGUCACUCCUGCUCGGCCGUCGACGUGUCCGAUUCCCGACAUGAACAAUACGCCGAUUAUCAGCCAGUAUGUCGGGACGUUUUCGCUCAGCCCCAUGUCGGAGUUCACCGUUCAUCGUCCGGAGGAGACGUUGCCACUCGAGGCGAGCUAUGUGGUUAAUGACCACCGCUUAGUGACUGGCAGCCCUUCCAAGCGCCACGUCUCGAUGAGCACCCGCCAGCUGGUGGACAAGAUUGCCGAGGUGGAACCGUUUGAGCCUUACUGGGAAGACAUGCGCGAGCUCGAGCUGCGCGACAAGCAGCUUGACAGUUUGCACUCGCUGGACGACUUUUGUGGACAACUUGAGAGCCUGGAUGUCUCCAACAAUGCCAUCCGGAACCUGAGCGGGAUCCCGAUUUCGGUGCUGCAUUUGAGGAUGGCCAACAAUCAGCUCUCGGGGUUGACGGCAUGGGGGCAUUUGAUGAAUCUGCAAUAUGUUGACGUUUCGAACAAUGCGUUGACGAGCUUGACGCCGCUGAGGACGCUUGUUCACCUGCGGAGCAUCAAGGCUGACAAUAAUCAGUUGACAAGUUUGGAUGGGAUCAAGUAUCAUCGUGGACUUCAGAGUCUUCGCGCGAGGGGGAAUCAGAUUGAGGAGGUUGAUUUCGAAGGGGCUACCCUGUCGCAACUGACGGAUCUUGAUUUGAAGGGGAACAGGAUCAAGACUGUCAUCAACCUCGACGCUCUCCCGGCUCUGUCGUCUCUUGAUCUGGAAGGCAACCAGCUCGAGUCGUUUUCUGCUGGUUCCGACACCCCGAUGCACUCCCUUCGUUAUCUGUAUCUCAACAACAACCAGCUCACCUCCCUCUCCGUCGCCAGGAUGCCUCACCUCCGCCUCCUCCACGCAGACAAGAACUUUCUCGUUCGCAUCAGUGGGUUCUCCCGCGCGAGGAGGAUUGACUCGCUGUCUCUUCGCGAGCAGCGGUCCAGCACCCCGCUCGACCUCCCCUUUUUGCUGUCUCGCGUGUAUGAAGUCCGCAAGUUAUUCCUCUCGGGCAACCCGCUCCACACGUUUGAGCCGCAGGUUGAUUUUUUGAAUCUGCAGCUCUUGGAGGUGGCGAAUUGCGGGCUGGAGCGGUUGCCAAAGGAUUUUGGGAUGUUGAUGCCGAAUUUGAGGGUGUUGAACCUGAACAUGAACGCGCUGAGCGAGAUUAGGCCGUUGAGGUAUAUCCCCCGGCUGAAGAGGUUGUUUGUGAGCGGGAAUCGGCUGGGGGAUGCGGCCAAGCUGGUGGAGGUGCUGGGUGGGUUUAGGUGGUUGAGGGAGUGUGAUGUGAGGGAUAAUUUGGUAACGUUGGGGUUUUAUACGCCGUUGCAGCAGCGGGAUAAUAAUCAUUUGGUGGUUGCUGUGAAGGGGGGGAAGGAGGGGGAGAAGGAUGAGGGGGGGAGGUUUGUGCUGCCGGAGCAGGAUCGGCAGAGGGAUAGUGAGUACAGGGGGCGGUUGGAUUCGAAUACGGCUAUGAGGAGGAGGUUGUGGGAGUUUAUGGUUUCGGAGAGGGUGCCGAGUGUGAGGAAGCUGGAUGGGUUGGAGGUUGGGGGUGGGGAGAAGAAGGAGGAGGGGGAUGGGGCUUGGAGGAAGUUGUGGAAGGGGGGUUGGUUGAGG
This is a messenger RNA of Podospora anserina S mat+, 3522 nucleotides long. RefSeq lists its product as uncharacterized. The annotation marks the transcript as partial. The record is from RefSeq and is a predicted model, not a curated record. Lineage: Eukaryota; Fungi; Ascomycota; Sordariomycetes; Sordariales; Podosporaceae. The transcript has a single exon. Gene Ontology annotation, molecular function: protein binding.